Messenger RNA from Hypoxylon fragiforme, 867 nucleotides. RefSeq lists its product as uncharacterized. The record is from RefSeq and is a predicted model, not a curated record. Bases 1 to 867 code for a protein of 288 amino acids. The transcript is spliced from 3 exons. Lineage: Eukaryota; Fungi; Ascomycota; Sordariomycetes; Xylariales; Hypoxylaceae.
AUGAGGUUCAGCCAAGUAUCUUAUCUCGCUGCCCUGGCUGGAAGCCAGCUCGUCGUUGCUGACGGAGAGGCUCACGGCGAAGGCCUGGAAGGCUCUUCCAUGGGCCCCGUCGCCUUCCUCUGGCCUGAGGAUAGGCCCUGGAGCGCCUCGGCUGAUAACAGCGGGCCUUGCGGGAGUGCCAGCGGUGUGGUGAACCGAACUGCCUUCCCGAUAUCUCAGGGGACUGUGUCUCUGUCCAUCGCAGACGAGGCUUGGAACGUCAAUUUCUCUAUUGCAUAUGACAACAGUCAGUAUCAACAUAUAUCUCAUCUUUCGCAGACCACCCCACUAAAAAAGUUCCCAGCUCCUACCAUCCAGAGCCAGUUCUCCCAACAGGUCGUCAGCGAGGUCACUGAGAUCGAGCCCGGCCACCAAUGCUACAAGGUCGGCAACGUGCCCAGCACCGUGACCGCGGGGAGCAACGCAACCAUCCAGCUCGCGUACUGGUCCAACGUCGACACCGAGCUCAGCGGCAGCAACCAGACGUUCUACGCCUGCGCUGACAUUACCUUCGUCGAGCUCCAGGACUUCACGACCAACGCGCCCUGCUUCAACGUCACGGCCUCCGAGUUCGACUCCUCUUCCCCCUCCUCCUCCUCCUCUACUGCUACCCCAGCGGCGGGCAGCAGCAGCAGCGAUGGCCUCACCACCGGAGCAAAGGCCGGCAUCGCCGUCGGCGUCAUCGUAGCGUCCCUUGCCAUCGUCGGCGCUGUCGCCUUCGUCGUUCUGCGCAGACGCAGGGCCCAGCCGCUCGACCACGAGGCGGCGGCGGCUGCGAAGAAGGGAUUGCAGCCGGAGGUCGCGUCGGUCGUUAGUAGCCGACACUAA